AUGUCUAAGCGUCAGCACUGGCAACUCGACGACGACCGCGCCGUAAGAAGGCCGCGGCUCGUGCCGAAGAAGCACCUCUACGUUGUGCUGGAUGAUUGGGACAAGGGCUUCAGCAUCUACAAGAUUGAUGCUGACACUUUGCAAUACACCUACGCCGACGACCUGCAGGUUGGGUUCCCUGGCAAGGCUGUCCUCCGGUUACCGGCACCAGUACAUGGUCUUCAUAUGGGCUUCACCGCCCUGGGCAGCAACAUCCUCAUCGCCACCAACCCUCGUUGUCUACAGACUCCCGCCCUCCUCUACGACACCGAGACAGCAGGAAUCACCAUUGGCCCUCGCCUACGGCUUUCACUGCUUGCCUGUGACACCAUCGCUGUGGCUGCUGGUGGUACACUCUACGCUUUGACACGGCGCCAUAUCAACGAGCAGCACUUUUUCCAGGCCAUGUCGUCAGCACCAUUGGAGAACGAUGAGCCGUGGUAUCCUAGUCCAACCAUGAGAUGGUCCUGGAAAAGCAUGCCCUCACCGCCACCAUUUGACAUGGAGGAUCAAUUUACUUCCUACGCGCUUCACCCGGAUGGGCACACUAUUUUUAUGUCGGCGCGCGAGAGGCACUAUCCGUAUCUUCCCAGUGGCACCUUCUCCUUCGAUACCAAGCAUUCUGAGUGGAGGUGCCAUGGGGAAUGGGCGCUGCCUUUCCAAGGCCAAGGUUACUUCGACAGCGAGCUUGAUGCAUGGGUUGGGCUUCGUAAGGAUGGGUACAUUUGCUCCUGUCAAGUCCCCUCCCGCAGCAACACAAGUACCGUGGAGCCGGAGUGGAAGAUGGUCAGGGAGAAGUUGUUCUUCAAGGUCCCGGAGAGGCAACUGAAAUCGGCAAAGGCCACUCUCGCGUACAUGGGCAACAACAACUUUUGCCUUGUGGAGUUUUUGCUACGCGAGGGAGUGGAGUUUAAGCACGCCUUUGGUGACCGUGAUGGUUGUGUGCUCCAGAUGAGCACGUUUGGCCUUAAAUAUGAUCGCAAGGGACAACUGCAAACCACGCGCCACCACACCAACACCUAUGUAGUGUCUAAGCAUCUCCAAUCGUUUUCUCCAGUAGUGUUCUGGAUGUAAACCUGUUUGACAUGUUUUAUGCAAACUAUGUCUCAGUAAUGUAAAUUGUGAUAUGUGGCACUAUAAAGAAAGA
Messenger RNA from Lolium rigidum, 1186 nucleotides. RefSeq lists its product as uncharacterized. Lineage: Eukaryota; Viridiplantae; Streptophyta; Magnoliopsida; Poales; Poaceae. The record is from RefSeq and is a predicted model, not a curated record. Bases 1 to 1113 code for a protein of 370 amino acids. The transcript has a single exon.